CAGUGAUCACCUACAGAUCUUUGGUUUGAACACAUAAUUUAGCUUGCUCUCAAGCGAUGUGACUGGUUGAUCAAUGCAAACUAACGUUAGGCUGCUGGCACACUAAGCUACUAUUCGAAACUGUUUUAGUUCUGGGAUCUAAUAACAACUUAUGCUGCAGAGAAGACAUGGGUAACAGCGAUUUCUAUGGAUAAAUAUCCCGCUGGAUUCAAGGAGGGCCUUCUGAUUCCAAAUAAGGCUGAAGUAAUUUACAGGGGAUUUUAUUUACUGAUCUUGUGGAUUAAGUUUUCUAAUAUUCACGUUGAGAAGAAAGCCUGAAUACCAAUACUGUCAUUAGACAUGGCCAACAACAUGAAAUCACGAAGCGAGGAUGAGGACGAUGAACGUCACUCCACAGACCCUGACUGCAGGGACACAAAGAACUCCAAGAAGACGUCAGGGAAAAUCAAAUGGUCAAGGGAAGAGGACGAGAGACUUAAGAAGCUAGUGGAGCAGCAUGGGACCGACACCUGGAGGUUAAUUGCUAAUUACUUCCCAAACAGGACAGAUGGCCAGUGUCAGCACCGCUGGCAGAAGGUACUCAACCCCGAGCUGGUGAAAGGACCCUGGACAAAGGAGGAGGAUCAAAGAGUGAUUGAGCUGGUCCACAAAUAUGGACCCAAACGCUGGUCGGUCAUUGCCAAGCACUUGCAGGGGCGCAUUGGCAAACAGUGCCGAGAGCGCUGGCACAACCACCUCAACCCGGAUGUGAAGAAGUCCUCCUGGACGCAAGAGGAGGACUGCAUCAUCUACGACGCACACAAGCGCCUGGGCAACCGCUGGGCAGAAAUCUCCAAACUGCUUCCCGGAAGGACGGACAACUCCAUCAAGAAUCACUGGAACUCCACCAUGAAGAGAAAGGUGGAGCACGAGGGCUACCUGCAGUACAGCUGCCGGACGUACGGCUCCGACCAAUCCCAGAAGAGGCGGCACAAGACCUGCUCCUCGGGGGAGCGCCUGCACGACCAGAGCCCCAUGGCCAUGAGUGGGCCAGCACAGCACGGAGGAUACUCCUAUGAUUCCCUGAGUAGUCAGUGUCUGGACAGCAUCGCGGAGGGCUCGAGCUUCAUGUCGCCGUGCCCUGACGACCCUCACAAAGAGCAGAGAAUAAAGGAGCUAGAGCUGCUGCUUAUGUCAGCAGAGAACGAAGUCAGAAGACAGUCCGGCUCUCGUAAUCCAGAGCAGUAUUCCAGCUGGUCAGACAGCCUGACGGAUGACACCAUGACGACCACCGGAAGCCUGGAAGAUGGGAGCAUGGAGAUGUGCCGAUCGGACGAGGGAGGGAGAGGGUCCGGAAUGUCACAUUACAUUUCCCCAAGCAAAUUUCUGGCAGUGGAGGCUAGCGCCGUCCUCUCCACCCUGCAGACCAUUCCGGAGUUCGCCGAGACCAUGGAACUCAUCGACUCGAUGUGUUUUGCAUUGCAGGACCCAGGAGCCUGGAGUGAGGUGGCCAGCUUUGACCUCUCCGAUGGGGCUACCCCUCCCAAACACCUCCACCGACCCUACCACCCCUCAGACAGAGGUCAUGCGGGUAUGGGGUACCACCUGGACACCCCUUCUGCCCCUGACAUGGGCAAGCACUGCACCAGCCAGGGCAAGCUGGUCCCUCACGGCUCCCCCAACAUGGGCGGGUUUGGCACCCCGACGUCAUUCGUGAGAAAGAAGAGGAAGGAGAGGGGGGACCAGUCCCCCACGGGGGAGCAUAUCUCACCCAAGGGCACGCCUGUCAAGGCCCUGCCCUUCUCCCCAUCACAGUUCUUCAACAUAUCAGGGGGAGAGAACUUAAGCAUGGACAAUCCUGCACUUACAUCAACGCCAGUAUGUGGUCAGAAGUGCUUCCUGAACACACCCCAGCAGAAAGAGACCACCCCCAAACACCAGAAGGAAAAUGCUGGUUUCAGAACCCCUAAGGUGCGUAAAUCUAUCAUGGGACACACGCCGAGGACUCCCACCCCCUUCAAAAAUGCCCUGGCUGCCCAGGAGAAGAUGCACGGGCCGCUAAAGAUGGUGCCUCAGCCCUUGGCUUUCCUGGAAGAGGACAUCCGUGAGGUCUUGAAGGAGGAGACGGGUGCUGACAUCUUCACCCAAUCAGAGAUGCGUUCGGAGUACGGUGCCUGGAAACAUGAGCUGGAAGCGCCUGCUAGAAAGGUCCGGAAGUCUCUGGUGCUGGACUCCUGGGGGAAAGACUGCCUCAAUGUCCAACUCUUCUCACAGGAGCAGCUCGACAACAAUGGCAAUGAUGCUGACGCCCUGCUGACGAGUUCCCUGCUGAUGCCGCUGCACCCCAAGCAGGACGAGAGCAUGUGCUCCCCGGGCUCCGAGGAUGACGAGGCCUGCGUCCCUGUCUGUCCCAUCAGCCCCCUGGGCAAGGAGCAGGCCACCCCCAAGAGCCCCCCUUACCAGGCUGCAGCGCCGGAGAGCAGCGACUGGGAAGCAGUGGUUUAUGGGAAGACGGAGGACCAGCUGAUCAUGACGGAGCAGGCCAGGCGCUACCUGAGUGCCUAUCCCACCGGCUGCUCCUCAAGGGCCCUAGUGCUCUGAGAUUCAUGUCCGUCCACACACACACACACACACACACACACACACACACACACACACACACACACACACACUACACUCCCCCACACAAGCAGUCUUCCUCCUCCUCCUCUUCCUCCUUCCAGUAUAAAGGCUGUGGCAGCACUCAGACAAUCUGGUGGAAGAGAAAGGUAACAAGUCUUGGUGUUCACCGAUCUUUACGUGUGCAGAACACCUAACACACACACACACACACACACACACACACAGACUCUCACACACACAUACACACACAUACACACACAUCUCUCUUUAACACAAGCCCGUCCGUCUUCUACAACACUUGGCUUGUUAUCAUCUUUUUUUGUUUGGUUUUGUCUUUUUUAGUUCACAAGAAAAAAAAAAGCUGUUUUGUUAGCCAGACUACAAUUUUGUACAAACAGGUAGUUUUAGACUUACAAAACUAGUAAAUAUAUUUGAUUAAUCCAAUUGUUCCAUAGACUAUAGCAAUAGGUUCUUUGCAGCGAUGGCAUGGGCUGCUCAUAAGUGUGUUGUUCAAAGCAAAAAAGAAGAAAAAAACUUUUAACGCUGUAAUUAUACACACCAAUAUCCUGCUUUUUACAUUAGAAAUAACCCAUGUUUUGAAAGAUGAAUGUAGAGUUGUUGGUGUGAAUUGGUAUGGCCUGGAGAGCACUGUCAGUGUUGCACUACUGAUUUCGAUUUGCGUCGGAGAGGAUCUCAGACGGUGUUUAGAGAUGUAAAAAGGAUAGCACUUGUGACGUGGUGUGACUGUAUCGGUUCAAACAAUUAUGAAGAUGCUGCUUCUGCACCGCGUCCUGCUUUUAAGGAGUCUCCCCUCGAGACGCUGAAUGUAUUGUAAAGCAUGUAACUACAGGAGCGGCAUAAAAAGGAAGGGUACCUUUUUGUUUGGUUGGUUGGUUUUGGUUUGUUUGUUUUUUUGUUUUGUUUUAUGUUUUGUUUUAGUGUGUUUCUUUUUGUUGUUCAAUUUUUUUUAUUUUUUUUAUUUUUAUAUUUAAUUUAUGCUCAGAAAAAAAGCGCACGUUCUACAAAUUGUAUACAUUUUUUAAUGGAGCACCUGGACUAUCCAGUUGCAGAAUCCUAGCUACCUUCGCUGUUGACAUUCAGACCCCUUUAGUUUCUGACUGACAGCCUAAACCCAACCGUCAAACAUGCUGCUCCAGGAAAAUUAAACCAGAGAUCAUGUUCGGUACUCUUUUGUAGUGCGACGACAAAGUCAGGGUGAUAUGUUCCUAAGAAGUUUUUGUAGAUGAGAAGGAUUUCUUGUUCACUUAGGGCUGUAGGUUCUAUUUAUUAAAUGUUUACUAAUUUAUUUAUUUCAAAGUUAUAAAACAUAUCUUAUUAUAUUUUCUUUAUAUCACAAUUUUGACAGAGAAUUGGCUAUCCUCAACUACAUUCUCUAAAUUAUAAUAACACUGCCAUCCAUUCCAUUCCGUCUUUUCUGUUCUGAUUGGACUAAAGGUUAGAUUGUAUCCUCUCCAUAGGUUUUUUCCCCUGGUAUUUCUGACUUUCUGUUCCUUAAAAGCCAGUUUGUUCUCCACAAACACAUCUUUCCAUCUCCAGUCUCUUAAAGUAGGCAAAUUGCACUUUUUUUUUUAAAUCGUUCAGAUGUUUGUUUUGUUCCGUCCGUUCCUUCUGUUUUUUGAAGUUUUUUAAUUUCUUUAUUUUAUUUAAUUUUUUGUUUGAUCGUUUGCGUGAUUUGAUGAUUCGAUGGAUUUGUUGGCCGAAUGUGUCGCAACAUGACGAUGAAAAACACUGACUUGGAAAGUGGCGGGACCCAGACAUAGUCCACGUUUGCAACACUGAAGAGAGUAUCUCAGGCUCUCUCUGUCCUCUUAAUGUGCAGCUUUGAACAAACACAAUGGGAUAGACUGCACAUUUUAACGCAGCCUCGCUGUGGAUGUGUAGAGGCAAGAGAUUGUUUAUGCAUUACAGGCUCACCACAUGGUGUUUUUCUUUUUCUUUUUUUUCUUUUUUUUAACAUAGACUACCAUCACAGGAAUUUCACUAUUUUUUAACAGAUGUUUUUAACUGUCUGCUUUUAAGUGUAAAAAGAAAAAACUAAAAGAGUUCUGGAUUUUAACUGAAACCUAAUAAAUAAGGGGGUUCAUGUGAAAGUAAGGAAAGGAAAUCAUCUGUUUGUUUUUUUUGUUUUUUAUUCUAAAUCUGUUCAACUUGUUCAUUGCGUGGAUGUCUCUCCUGUGUUCUGUGGGUCAGGAAGGAAGAGAUGGUUCUGAUCACCAGAACCUUUAUGAAGGAUCACAUUGAUGUACUUUUUUUUUUAGUAGGCCUCUAUACAAACUCAGUUUAGGUCCUCUGUGCCCCUCUAUGCGUGUAGAUAUUCAGUGUCUCAUUGUUGAAGUGUACUGACGUCAUAUCAGGGGAGAUGCAGAUAAUAGCUAAAUAUGAAUGUUUUUGUUUUUGGUCAGUGUCGUUGACUUUUUUUAAUGUGUGUAUGUGCUUGUGUAUGUUUGUUUUGUUUUAUUAAUUUUAUUUGUGUUGUAGGUCCAAGUUAUUUGCAUACCAUUUCAAUGCCUAACACUCAAAUUCCUAAUCGUAGGUUUUGAGGUAAGUAAGUACAUGUAGCAGUUGUGAUACGCACGAACACAGCAAUACGUUCAUCCUUUCUAAGAAAUGUUCAUUAUUACUCAGUCGUUAUUCAUGCAUUACAUUUUAUUUCCGAUGCAACCAUAUUCUCAGCAAAAGGACUAUAACCUGUUUUCUGGCACAGCACCAUAGGAUUCCUGCCAAUUUUCCGUUUGUAACCCAUGUACGUACAUGUUAUAUGGAACAAUAAACAGUGCUCUGUGCAUUAAAUCAC
Messenger RNA from Clupea harengus (Atlantic herring), 5416 nucleotides. RefSeq names its product MYB proto-oncogene like 1 (gene mybl1). Lineage: Eukaryota; Metazoa; Chordata; Actinopteri; Clupeiformes; Clupeidae. The record is from RefSeq and is a predicted model, not a curated record. Gene Ontology annotation, biological process: regulation of DNA-templated transcription. Gene Ontology annotation, molecular function: RNA polymerase II cis-regulatory region sequence-specific DNA binding; DNA-binding transcription factor activity, RNA polymerase II-specific. Gene Ontology annotation, cellular component: nucleus.